GUCCCGAUCCGCCGAUCCCGAUUCCCGACUGGCGACUCCCAUCCAGCACCGGCCACCGGCAUGCUCCAUCCAUAACCUGUGACUUUUAAGAUAGGGAAAGAUUAGAAGGAACGGAUCGAGUAGGCAGCUUAGCUGUUUGCUUAGACUUUAUAGAGACAAAACACUCCCACACCCACAGUCCACAGACUCGCACUGCACUUGUCCAAUCCAGGGAGGCUGGGAAGGAUCAGGGAUCCAUCCACCGUUCUGUCUUCUCAGGUCGACAGGAGGCCAAACCAGGUGCGCGCGUCCGUGUCGGCGAUGAGUGCGGGCAGGAGCCGGGCGCGGCAGAACGCGAUGCGCAGGGCCUCAGGGGUGGUGGUGCUGGGCGCCGUGGCCUUCGGCUACCUCUCCUUCCGCGUCGGCUUCAAGCCCUACCUCGACCAGGCUCAGGAGGCCAUCGACUCCGCCCGCGACCCCGACCCUGACGCCGCCACCACCGCCGCGAGGGACGCGUCCGACGAUCCCGGCGCCGGUUGCCCAGGGGGAGACCUCGGGCCGUCCAAGGACCCCGCCGUCGUACUGCGCGACUGAGGCCCGGUGCGGGCGUUUGGUUGCGCCAUUUUUUAUUUCGGGCCGCCCAUUUAAAGCACGGCAUGUUUAGUGAAAUAUGGGCUGGGCCGUGGGCCGGCACGGCACAGCCCGAAUUUAAUACUGGGCCGGGCCGGCCCGAAAUUAAACGUGCCGAGUUUUUUCGGGUUUGGGCCGGGCCGGGCUGGGCGGCCCGAAUGUACAACUAUACUUCGACGUGGAGGCCAAUGUAAGCAAUCUCCUGCGGGUAAAAGCAACUCCAA
Zea mays is the source of this 833-nucleotide messenger RNA. RefSeq lists its product as uncharacterized. The record is from RefSeq and is a predicted model, not a curated record. Lineage: Eukaryota; Viridiplantae; Streptophyta; Magnoliopsida; Poales; Poaceae.